Messenger RNA from Trichoderma atroviride IMI 206040, 881 nucleotides. RefSeq lists its product as uncharacterized. Gene Ontology annotation, cellular component: Prp19 complex; precatalytic spliceosome; catalytic step 2 spliceosome. The record is from RefSeq and is a predicted model, not a curated record. Lineage: Eukaryota; Fungi; Ascomycota; Sordariomycetes; Hypocreales; Hypocreaceae. Gene Ontology annotation, biological process: mRNA processing.
AUGGCCGUCCCAGCCUACCACGAAUCCCUCCCAUACAUCGACCCCGAACCGACCCCCCAAGCCCUCUCCGCCGCCCACGCCCUCAUCUCCGCCGAACAACAAACCUUUUCCCCUCCCCCCGAAUCCUCCUCCUCAUCCGCCAAAGAACGAGAACCCUCCUUCUCACCCGCCAUCACCGCCGAAUUCACCCGCCUCGCCUCCAAACAACCCUCCCAGAUCCUCGACCUCUCCCGCUACGAAGCCCAAGACAUUCCCGCAAAAUCAAAAUCAUCACCCACAAACGUCGACGCGCUAAGAACCCCCCUAUCAAACGCCUUCGUCUCCUCCUCCUACCUCUCCUCCCGCGCCCAGAACCUCACGCUCCUCGACGCCCACGGCCGCAACGCCUGGCUCCUCUCAAACUACCACCUCGAGGACCAGCUGCGCAGCCUCGAGCGCGACCUGGCGGACACCAAACGCGACAUUGAUCUCGUCAAUGCCGCGCGCGCGUCUCGCCAAACCGACGUCAAAGCCGAGAUGCAAGGGCUGGAGCAGAACUGGCGCGUCGGCGUGGGCAGGGUUCUCGAGACUGAAAUCGCCGUCCAGGAGCUCAAGGAACAGAUCCGACAAGAGCUGAGGAACAAGGCCAAUGCUGCCGAAAAUCCUACACAAUAAGAGGGGAAAUAAGCAUUCCCAAUUACUUUGUUCUAUUUUCCCUUUUCUUUUUGUCUCUUCCUUUUUUGUUUUUCAGCUAUUGCAUUCUUUCUGUCUCUUCAAAGAUUGUGGAAAAUGGUCAACACAUAAUUACAGAGCAUAUAUGGGACUACAAUACACACAGGAGCACUACUGGCGUAUACAUCACCUUGACUAGUUAUAAGCAUAAAAUAAAAUAAUACACUGAC